Papaver somniferum (opium poppy) is the source of this 1139-nucleotide messenger RNA. RefSeq lists its product as uncharacterized. NCBI's taxonomy places the organism in Eukaryota, Viridiplantae, Streptophyta, Magnoliopsida, Ranunculales, Papaveraceae. Bases 90 to 725 code for a protein of 211 amino acids. The record is from RefSeq and is a predicted model, not a curated record. The transcript has a single exon.
AGAAAGAAACCUUCAAUUCCUCCUCUUUAGUUGAUCCUCUUCUUAGGAGAGAAACCAUCUUAGCUAGCUAGCUCUAAAUUAAACCCACUAUGGAUCACAUUUAUAUAGAAAAGUUCCAAGCCAUGAAAGCCAAGAACAAGUUCAAGAAGAAUCGUCGGUUUCUUGAUACCCUUAUAUUCUAUUGCUUAACAAUCCUAACAUGUAUUAUAUUUUGUUUUAGUCCUUUAUGGUUUCCAUUUCUAUGUUCAUCCAUGAAGAACUUUCUCUCUAUCUCUGUCCCCAGUUUUUGGACUUGUAUUUUCAACCCCAAGUGUUUAUUCAUCGUGUGCAACGUCAUCGUUGUUUUCCUUGUGGGAGAAUCAAAGUUUUUCGGUUCCGCUAAGUCGUCUGAUCCGGCUACUGAAGUUUACCAACAGUGCUUAGAAAGAAGUAAGAAUAGUGAUAGUAUUCAGAAAAUAAGUAGUAUAAAAGAGAAGAUGAUGAUCAUUCACCAAGAGUUGAAACCAGAGUCUUCUUUCAUGGAAGAGGUUGAUGUCACAAGUGUAGUAAGUGAUCAUGUCCGAGAAGAAAAAGUGAUGAAACGACAGGAGGAACCUCAUGCAAUGGCACAGAGUUGUUAUCCCUUGCCUGCGGAUGAGGAGUUAAACCAAAGGGUGGAGAACUUCAUUGCAAGGGUGAAGAAACAAAGAAAGCUUGAAACAGGAGUUCUUGUUUAUUGCAAUUAGCCAGCCAGCCAGCUAGCUAGCAUAUAUACUAGGGUAGUGUCUGCAGUUUGGUUUCAGUUUAGAUCUGGGUCAGUUCUACUAGUAUUGGUGUUUAUUGAUCUCCUCCUAGCUAUUCCAUUCACUCUCAUUUCCCACAAAAAAAAAAAUAUGUAAAAGAAAAAUCCAUGCAAUAUAAGCAUGCAAUUAGCUAGGCCUGGCUAGAGUAAGUUGCAUUUAGUGAUAGACUAGAAAGUUUUAUGCAUGAAGAGAUGGUAACAACAGUUCUGUGAUAUAAUGAAUGAAUCCACUCAAGAAUUAACAGAUUUUCAUGGUGAAAUAUGGUUCCAUUUUUAGUUUAGGCUGGCCAGGAGCUUAUGAAGUUUCCGAUGGUACUUUUGAUUAUGUCUGUUAAAAGGUUUAAGCAUUAAAAUCCAC